AUGUUGGAUAUGGGAGAACGGAAAGAAGCGAAAAUGAUUCCCAAAUCAUCGUUCAGUAUAAACAGCCUGGUGCCUGAAGCAGUCCAGAGUGACAACCAUCACAGGACCAUUCCUGAAGAAGAAGAGAAAAUCCCUUUACCUCUAGCGCAGGAGGCGAAGUCUGAGAACACUUGCACUAAAAGUGAUAAUCCUGAACCAACUUGCACGGACGAGAAAGAAAAACCGGAGGAAAAAAAAGACUCCAAAGAGGGCGAGGGAGGCAAAGAGGGCGAAAAGAAAAACGGCAAGUACGAGAAGCCUCCUUUUAGCUAUAACGCCUUGAUCAUGAUGGCUAUUCGGCAAAGUCCGGAGAAACGUUUAACUCUGAACGGCAUUUACGAGUUCAUUAUGAAAAAUUUCCCUUACUACCGGGAAAACAAGCAAGGCUGGCAGAACUCCAUCAGGCACAACCUGAGUUUGAACAAGUGCUUUGUGAAAGUUCCGCGGCAUUAUGAUGACCCGGGCAAAGGGAACUACUGGAUGCUCGACCCUUCAAGCGACGACGUGUUCAUCGGUGGCACGACGGGGAAACUCCGGCGGAGAUCGACCACAUCGCGGGCCAAGCUGGCGUUCAAGCGCGGCGCACGGCUCACCUCCACCGGCCUCACGUUCAUGGAUAGAGCUGGUUCUCUAUACUGGCCCAUGUCUCCGUUCCUUUCUCUGCACCAUCCCAGGGCAAGCGGCGCCCUGAGUUACAACGGCACGUCCUCGGCCUACCCGAGUCACCCGAUGUCCUACAGCACCAUGCUGACACAGAACGGUUUGAGCAACAACCACUCGUUCCCGGCCUCGAACGGCCUGAGCGUGGACAGACUCGUGAACGGAGAGAUCCCGUACGCCACGCAUCACCUGACCGCGGCCGCACUGGCAGCAUCCGUGCCCUGCGGCCUCUCGGUGCCUUGCUCAGGGACCUACUCGCUCAAUCCGUGCUCAGUGAACCUGCUGGCGGGACAGACCAGCUAUUUCUUUCCCCAUGUCCCGCAUCCUUCCAUGAGUUCGCAGGGCAGCACGUCGAUGAGCUCCCGCACCGCUUCUUCUUCGUCGCCGCAGGCGGCCGCGUCUCUCCCGUGCGAGUCGUUAAGGCCCACACUACCGAGCUUCUCUUCGGGACUUUCCGCCGGACUGUCUGAUUACUUCACACAUCAGAACCAAGGCUCUACGUCCAAUCCUCUUAUACACUAA
Messenger RNA from Neoarius graeffei (lesser salmon catfish), 1221 nucleotides. It is a transcript of the gene foxg1a, whose product is annotated as forkhead box G1a. NCBI's taxonomy places the organism in Eukaryota, Metazoa, Chordata, Actinopteri, Siluriformes, Ariidae. Gene Ontology annotation, cellular component: nucleus. Gene Ontology annotation, biological process: regulation of transcription by RNA polymerase II. The transcript has a single exon. Gene Ontology annotation, molecular function: DNA-binding transcription factor activity; sequence-specific double-stranded DNA binding. The record is from RefSeq and is a predicted model, not a curated record. Bases 1 to 1221 code for a protein of 406 amino acids.